GCCGCGGUCGCGUCAUAUCAGUUGCGCUUGACGCUUUGUUGCGGUUGGUUUCGUAGUUUCGUCCGUCAACUGAGUAGAAAAAUGGCCCGAUUCACGAUGUUUUCGCUGGUCGCUGUCCUGUUCGUUUUGGCAAACGUGCACGGGGCGGAGGAAGAGCUGAAAAUUGACGUUGUAAGUAAACCCGAAGUGUGCCAAGUUAAAUCGAAGAAUGGUGAUAUGUUGACGAUGCACUAUACCGGUACUUUGAAUGAUGGCACCAAGUUCGAUUCAAGUUUGGACAGAGAUCAACCAUUCACAUUCCAACUGGGAGUUGGACAAGUGAUCAAGGGAUGGGACCAAGGUCUGCUCGACAUGUGCGUAGGAGAAAAAAGAAAACUUACUAUUCCACCCUCUCUUGGUUAUGGCGAUAGAGGAGCUGGUAAUGUUAUCCCAGGAAAAGCAACAUUGACAUUUGAGGUCGAACUCAUGAAUAUCGGAGAUUCACCACCAACAACCAAUGUGUUCAAAGAAAUCGAUGCCAACCAGGACAACCAGCUAAGUCGCGACGAAGUAAGCGGCUUUUUGAGCGAGUACCUGAAGAAGCAAAUGGUGGCUGCCGACGGUGAACACCCCAGCGACGAAGUGAAAAACAUGCUCGCUGAACACGACAAGCUCGUCGAAGAGAUCUUCCAGCACGAGGACAAAGACAAGAACGGAUUCAUCUCGCACGAUGAAUUCUCCGGGCCCAAACACGACGAGCUAUAAAUGUACAGUGCGAGGAGGAUAUACAUGACAUUCCAUCGGCAUACAUGACAUUCCAUCGAACAAAGAAACAAAAAAGACAUUUGCCGAUCUUUCUAAAACUCCAUUUUCUCUAAAGUAUGCCGUGUGAUCGAAUAAAAACAACAUUACAGUAGGUGUUUAAACAGUGUUCAUUUUAAAUCUUAAUAGUGAAGCAGGGAUGAGCGAUAUCGUGAUUUUUAAAUCAUACUGUUGGUAUCGUGGUGCAGUGUAGAGAUGGGUAUAUCCGGUAUUGAAUGAGCCGGGUCCGAAGUUACAUCAAGCUUCAUGAACCUACAGUACGAUAACGACUGCGUUGUUCUCCAAGCUCGAUCUACUACCGUUCUCGUAAAAAAAUAGGCGAUGCUUACGAACUUGGAUGAACGAUGGCAAACAUUACGAACUUUACAUACCAGGGGCGGAUACAGGAAUUUAUUUUAGGGGGGGUCCAAAAUAAAAAGUAAUGUAGAAUAUGCUUUUUAGGGCGCCAUUUUUAACCCAAAAGCCUAAUAUUUAACACAAUUUACAGACUUUAGGGGGGGGCCGGGCCCCAUGGCCUCCCCUCUGUAUCCGCCACUGUUACAUACUAAUAAAAGAUAGUCGAGACACAAUUACAACCUUCCAUCAAAACUACCGCAUAUGGAUUGCUUCAUGCUAGAAGGAAAAUGAUGGGCAUUAAUAGAUAGUAUUUUUAAGAAAUAAAAUGGCAUUUUUUUCAAAAAAAACUAAAACUAAAUUUGAACGUAGCCCUCGUCUGCUGAUUUCUUUGACAAACUCGUACAAUCAUUACACAUUCCAUAAUUUCUUGAAUUUAUCAAUAAAGUAACAACACUAGACACAAAUUUCAAAUAAUACAAAAUACGGUUACGGUUUGGGGAAAGUAAACUUUAAAAACAAUCAGCAGCAGUUACAAUUCCCCUCUUUUUUUUUCCAAUAUUCCCUAAAUACUGAUUAGUUUUGCUGCAUCGUUAUGUUUUUGUUAUCGGGUAAAGUUUUUUACUUGAAAUCACUUAUAAAAAAAACAACAAAACAUCCAGUUUAUAGAGGCGUCCCCAAUCACAAAAUCAUAAAAAUUUCUCUGCGGAAAUGCAUCGUUCUCUUUUUUUCUGACUUUAGAAUAACCGAAAUCAGUUACAUGAAAACGUGUUCCUGCUUUAAAUUCUGAAACCAAACACUUUUCUUGUGUAGGUAUGAACUACCGGAAAGAGUUCUGUGAAUUCGUAUCGACUCGGACCUAUUCAUCUCUAGAGUGUAAAAAGUGUAGAAACUUUCAACCAUUUCAAACUCAAUAGUAAAUCGCAUACAUAAAUGUUAAUUCUUUGCCUACUGUAACGUUGUUUUUAUUCGCUCAUACGAUAUUUCGACUGACACAAAAAACUUUUUAGUCAGUAAUCUUCUCUAGCUGUCUUUCCAUUAUUUUAAUUUUCGCUAAUUAUAUAUACUAGGUAAAUAAUAUUAGAUAAGUUAAAAGAAAAAACAGUUUUAUAAAAAAUAAAUGUAAAAUAGGAUUUUUGAUACCUCUUUGGGACGCCAGUUAGUGACGAGCGUGUUUUAUAUAUGUGUGAUUUUCGCGUACUUAUUUUUACGUUAUAAUUUUAUUUCGUUUUUAUUGUACAGUUGAGAAUAUCUUUAUUGCGUAUUUAUUUCUGCAUUGUUAUAAGGAUGGUGGUAAAAGGAAUGUUCCCUCGUCAAUUUGGAAAUACAUUUAUUUUGUUUAUUUCUUAUAAAAUUUAUACGUUGUUGAAUAAAAAUAAAAGUUUUUACACAAUUUAA
Sitophilus oryzae (rice weevil) is the source of this 2532-nucleotide messenger RNA. It is a transcript of the gene Fkbp14, whose product is annotated as nucleoside diphosphate kinase A. The record is from RefSeq and is a predicted model, not a curated record. Gene Ontology annotation, biological process: GTP biosynthetic process; CTP biosynthetic process; UTP biosynthetic process. The transcript is spliced from 4 exons. Bases 82 to 744 code for a protein of 220 amino acids. NCBI's taxonomy places the organism in Eukaryota, Metazoa, Arthropoda, Insecta, Coleoptera, Curculionidae. Gene Ontology annotation, molecular function: peptidyl-prolyl cis-trans isomerase activity; calcium ion binding; nucleoside diphosphate kinase activity.